ACGGUCUACUCUUGUCUCUCUCUCAUCUCCUCCUCUCACUUUUUCGAGCCUGUGCGUGCAUAAAAGUAGCAAGCAAAAGGUUCCCCUCACUUUUUGCAUACUCCCUGAUCUCCUACCAGUUCUUCUAUCAUCAGAUUCAGAGGCUAUAUUUAGCACACGAUCGAGGCAAGUACUUUGCCGUGCACUGCACUUUCCUCCCUGUGCUGUGUGGCGGCGGCCAUCAAUGGCGGACGGCCUGUGCGAGCUCCUGGUCGACGACCACUGCGAGCUCCGGCACCGCCUGUCGGGCGCUGAGGACCUCUUCAGCAUCAUCGGGACUACGUGGAAGGAGGGCACGAACCGCGCCGGCGGUGAUGGUGCUGGAGGCUGUUCUUCUGGGGCUAUGCGGGCAUAUAGCCAGAGCUCCCCUGCUGGCGCCGUGGGGGCUAGGCCGUCUGUGAACUGCCGGAAGCGCACGGGCGACGAGGAGAAAGGCAGCGGCGGCGGCGGCGCUCCCGUGCAGAAGAAGCACAAGGGUUCAGCGGUGACAGAUGAUGCAGCCGCUGACGAGGGGGAGGCGAAGAUGUCACACAUCACGGUGGAGCGCAACCGGAGGAAGCAGAUGAACGAGCACCUCACCGUGCUACGCUCGCUCAUGCCCUGCUUCUACGUCAAGAGGGGAGACCAAGCGUCCAUCAUAGGAGGGGUGGUGGACUACAUCAAGGAGCUUCAGCAGGUGCUGCGUUCGCUGGAGACCAAGAAGCACCGCAAGGCAUACGCGGAGCAGGUGCUGAGCCCUCGGCCUGCAGGUGGUAGCGUGUCGGCAGCCAGCCCGCGGCCUCUCGCCGCCGUCGUCAAGUCCACGCCGCCGCUCAGCCCGCGUGUCGCGGUGCCCAUAAGCCCCCGGACGCCGACCCCGGGCAGCCCGUACAAGCCUGCUGCUGCUGCAUCCGGCGCGGCUGGAACAGCUGGAAGCUGCAGGCUCCCAUACCCGCCUGCCGCUGCCGCCUACAUGGCGGCGGCGUCACCGGCGAUAACGCCAACGUCGUCGUCGUCGUCCUACUCGCUCGAUCAGCAGCAGCAGCAGCAGCACUACUCCAUGCAGACGACGACGACGACGUACCUGCCGACCCUAGACAGCCUCGUAACCGAGCUCGCCGCGCAGGCAGCCUGCAGGCCAGCGGCGGCCGGCCUCAACCUCCCCGACGUGAAGGUGGAGUUUGCUGGGCCCAACCUGGUGCUCAAGACGGUGUCUCACCGGUCGCCGGGGCAGGCGCUCAAAAUCAUCGCCGCACUCGAGUCUCUGUCGCUGGAGAUCCUUCACGUCAGCGUCAGCACCGUGGACGACACCAUGGUGCACUCCUUCACCAUCAAGAUUGGGAUCGAGUGCGAGCUUAGCGCGGAGGAGCUUGUGCAGGAAAUUCAACAAACGUUAUUGUGAUGAUGACGUAGGAUUUGGCUACCUGCACAGAUGUAAAACUGCAUGCCUACAUGGUAUGGCUCCCAGGCAGAUUAAUAAUAAUUAACGGGAGCAGUGUCAUCGUCGGUGCAAUCUGUGUGGCUGUACAAGCUGUAGGCUCCAGUUUACAGUUACAGAUCAGGGUUAUUUCGGUCUGUAGCUGUGCGUAGUUAAUUAGUAUGUUAGAGAUUUGUUGUUGUCUUCAUUUCUACUGCUGAAUAAUGGAUCGAUCUUCAUCGACCUGUGUGUACGUUAAUAAGUUGUUCUCUU
Sorghum bicolor (sorghum) is the source of this 1708-nucleotide messenger RNA. RefSeq names its product transcription factor SPEECHLESS. Lineage: Eukaryota; Viridiplantae; Streptophyta; Magnoliopsida; Poales; Poaceae. The transcript is spliced from 3 exons. The record is from RefSeq and is a predicted model, not a curated record. Gene Ontology annotation, biological process: stomatal complex development; guard cell differentiation; positive regulation of DNA-templated transcription. Gene Ontology annotation, cellular component: nucleus. Bases 224 to 1420 code for a protein of 398 amino acids. Gene Ontology annotation, molecular function: DNA-binding transcription factor activity; protein dimerization activity.